GAGCUGUCAGCGAUUUGGAAUCUUCGCGAAUAGAUUAGCAAAAUGCACAUCUUCGGACGCAUCUUACGCUUUUCAUGUGCUAGUAAUUGAUUGUUGAGCUGCAGCGGAUCUUUUCCGAGUGAUUGUACCUUGAGCGCUAAUUGCUGUUUCUUGCCCCUGUCUUCGAGAAGAGCUUUCUUGACACAUUGAAAGUUUAAAGGAUAGUCACCAUGCUCUUUGAAUUAAUAUGAAGGUUUUAGGCAUUGAUCUUUCUCCAAUCCUGUCUUGACCUAUCCUAGGGAUUAGGGGAGCAAAUAUUUUUCCCUUGGUUUGCGGUCUUAAGAGGAUGCGAUUCUACUACUGCAUUCAUGUCACAGGAUCCUUUCGCUUUCUGAUUGUGGGUUAUGGACGAAACGAACGCGAUUAAGUGCAUCAACCGUUAUUAUUCGUUCUUUAGAACUCGAAAGAUUUGAGAAUUUUCAUUGAACAUUUCUUUUCUCGUUGAAUGUGAGCUUUAAAGCAUUGAUUCGAGUUGUGGGUAGAGGCGAAUGAGUGCAAUUUGAUAAAUGCGUUGGACACCGACCAAUCCUUCGGUACAGAUGACCGGCAAAGAAUUGGCGUAAAUAACAGCUAUUAUAACCUCGUGUCGAUAUUGUUUUACGGUUGCCGGCGAACUCAACAGUUUGGUUUCUAUAUUUGAUUUUGAAGCAUCGAAUCAGAGGGUGGGUGGAGGACCGAAUUUGGCACAACUUGGAGAAUCGUAGGGUGAUUAGAGUUUGAUUGUGGUGGAUAACUUAUUUAGGAUUCGCUGAUGGUAAUAUGUGAAGCAGUUGAAAGAACUGGUCGUUCUGCUGAAGGGCGGAUGGGAGGGCGCAGUUUGCAGCGGCGUGAACUCACACCCUCGUCUUUUAGGAAGAAGUUAACCCAAGAAGUCCAGCGCAAGUUGCAGAAGGCACUUGAUUAUCCCGCUCAAAGAGGAGAAUUAUUGCGGCAACUUUUUACUGACGUUGCCUUAGAAGUGGACAAGCGUGCUCUAGAGAGACUUUAUGGUUCUUCACAAGCUGCCGACGGUGUUGAGAAUGGUGGUUCUGUGAAUGCAAACGGCACAUACCCACGCCCAUGCUUCUAUGAAAUUUUCGCACAACACUAUACCCAAGUUCCGGAGGAUGGAAAGGAAAUCCUUCCUCUGUUUCUACAAUUAUGGAGUCAAUCAUUUGUUUCUCAAAUAUUUGCGCUGCUCUUCCAUCGCUGGUUGUUUGAGAUUCCCAGAGAAGAGUCAGAGGGGUUUUUGCGAUACUCAACAGCGUUUGUAGAGGGCGCAAGCAAUAUAUUUUGGAUUGAUUUGCAAAGUAAUGUGCGGCGAUUUUACUCCAUGUUUAAUUAUACAUUUGAGGAGGUUGUCUUAGACUCUGAGCGUCUCACAAGGGUUCCCAUUCAGGCUCGACAAGAUCUUCUUUUAUUGGUUUCUCGGUACCUGUUAUACUAUGAACCAGCCGACAGAUUGGGGUACUAUUUGAAGAAUGUACCGAAGUCAUCCAACGUUGUCCUUGAACCAGCUGAUAUGUUUGUCACGGAGCUUACAGAUCAGUUACAGAAGGUCAAGGUGGAGCCUGUGCUUCUACAUUAUUUGUCAAGCAUGAAGGCACUGAAAGGUGUGGAGUUGCGGGCAACCACGAGUACACGGUUAAAAACUGCUUUGUACUCCUUCACAGCUCCUGGAGGACCCAUGUACCCAACUCGGCCAGUCCGACAUGCUGCUUGGGAAACCUUGGAUGUCCUCUUUCCAAUUGGACGGCAUUCAAGACACCUUAUCAGCCUUUUUUUCCGAUUACUGCACCCAUACUACUGGCCAGUGUCAGCCUGGAACUUCACAAUUACAACAAUCAAGGCCUUGUAUGCGAAGAUCCUAAACACGGUGUUUGAGAUCUUCGCAAUUAUACUGAUGGGUUUUGAGAGGAUACUGGGUGUCCGCCGCGUGGUGCAUGAUUAACAUGUUUACAUAUUCUAUAUAUUUGUUGAUCUUUAAGUAUAAUCUGCAAGUAUGAUUUGCAGGGGCUAUAGUCCUUGAAUUGCAAACUUAGGCGUGUUGAGUUUUUUCGAAAUGCUCUUGAAUGAGUCCUUUUAGAGCAUCCAUUUUUGUGAAUUUAUUGAGCAAUUGUUGUUAAUUAAAUUAGCAAAUUGUUGUUAAACAAAUUAGACGUUGAUGAAAGAUUUUAACGUGAAACACAUCAAAAGGAUUCAAACCUGGUCAUUGAACCACUUCAAUUGGAUUAUUUAUAGCAUCCAAUUUUUCCCAUGAAACGAAGUAACUAAUUGAUUUUUCAGUA
Messenger RNA from Physcomitrium patens, 2306 nucleotides. NCBI's taxonomy places the organism in Eukaryota, Viridiplantae, Streptophyta, Bryopsida, Funariales, Funariaceae. The record is from RefSeq and is a predicted model, not a curated record.